AUGGAAGUGAAGGUGAGGGAAAUGGCCGGAAAAGGUGGCAAGGGGCUUUUGGCCGGAAAGACAACAGCAGCUGCUGCGAACAAGGACAAGGACAAGAAAAAGGCACCGACUUCUCGUUCAGCUCGUGCUGGUCUUCAGUUUCCAGUUGGUCGAAUUCAUCGUCACCUAAAGUCAAGAACUAAUGCCCAUGGAAGAGUUGGAGCCACAGCAGCUGUUUAUUCUGCUGCAAUUCUUGAAUAUUUGACAGCAGAAAUGGUGAUUGCAGGUGGUGGUCAUGCAGCUGGCGAUUGGUGCUGCGCAGCGCCCUACAGUGUGUGGGUUGGUGGUUUGCAGAUGGUGAUUACAGGUGGUGGUCGUGCAGUUGGCGAUUGGUGCUGCGCAGCGCCCUACGGUGUGUGGGUUGGUGGUUUGCAGAUAGCGAUUGCAGGUGGUGGUCGUACAGAUGGCGAUUGGUGCUACGCAGCGCCCUACGGUGUGUGGGUUGGUGGUUUGCAGAUGGCGUUUGCAGGUGGUGGUCGUGCAGAUGGCGAUUGGGGCUACACAGCUCCCUACGGUGUGUGGGUUGGUGGUUUGCAGAUGGCGAUUGCAGGGGUGGUCGUACAGAUGGCGAUUGGUGCUACGCAACGCCCUACGGUGGUCGAAUGCCCAAAUCAAACACCAUCUGCUUGUGGUGAUGGUGGGUUUGACGCUCAAGACUCCACCACCGCCUUCUCAUCUCCGGCUACUGUACCUACUUUUGUUUCUGUUGUAAAUCUGCCUCAUACUUCCGUCUUUGCUUGCAGCGCCAUGCGUGAUGGUUGCUCGGCGCUGCGUUUUUCUUUUUUUUUGUUGUUGUGGAGUGAGGACGACUGGAUGGUGGUGGAGCGCCGUUGUUGUUGA
This is a messenger RNA of Fraxinus pennsylvanica, 879 nucleotides long. NCBI's taxonomy places the organism in Eukaryota, Viridiplantae, Streptophyta, Magnoliopsida, Lamiales, Oleaceae. The record is from the annotation of a GenBank genome assembly.